AUGAAGACUACUGGAAUCUUUGCUAUUCUCUUUACGUCGAUGGCUGCAACUGCAAUCGCAAGUCCCAACGCAUUGCCUAUGGGAGUUGAGGUUGUCGAACGCGACGGCAAGACCAUUGUCCGUGAAGUGCCACAUGCACUGUUGAGUCGCGGACUUGAACCCCGAUGCCGAGAAUGUGUUGGCCAAGGUGGUAAAUGCACCAUUGGCGAUGGCAGCUGCUAUGCCGAGGAUCCCCCAUUGUACUGUACAUGGUGCGGUGACAAGUGCGGAUCUCGUUGUGUUCGUCAGGGACAGACUUGCCAGCAGACAUGUGUUUAG
This is a messenger RNA of Fusarium coffeatum, 318 nucleotides long. RefSeq lists its product as uncharacterized. The record is from RefSeq and is a predicted model, not a curated record. Lineage: Eukaryota; Fungi; Ascomycota; Sordariomycetes; Hypocreales; Nectriaceae. The transcript has 3 exons. The coding region runs from base 1 to 318 and encodes 105 amino acids.